AUGGUGUUACCUGUAGGAGCUCCCAACAAUCUGCUAAGCCAACGGCCUACCACGUUACGACCGAGGGCAGCAACCCCUGGGGAGCGGCAAACUGGCGCGGUUUUGCCGGCUCCUUUUGUUGUUCAACAUGUUGCUCAAAAUCAACAUACAGAAAUACAGCUCGGUCUUGCACCGACUGGCGGUGGCGGAUUUUUCGCAUCGGUAUGA
Strongylus vulgaris is the source of this 207-nucleotide messenger RNA. NCBI's taxonomy places the organism in Eukaryota, Metazoa, Nematoda, Chromadorea, Rhabditida, Strongylidae. The record is from the annotation of a GenBank genome assembly.